Yamadazyma jaroonii is the source of this 444-nucleotide messenger RNA. The record is from the annotation of a GenBank genome assembly. NCBI's taxonomy places the organism in Eukaryota, Fungi, Ascomycota, Pichiomycetes, Serinales, Debaryomycetaceae.
AUGGUUGAAGAUAAGAUGAUGGCACAUAAAGGGAUUGGGGAUAUAGUGGAUAGGCUGAAACAAAGAAUCGAAGAAUACUAUCAUCCAUUCAACAAUGUGAUAAGGAGUAAUAAAUCAAGUAAGGAUGAUAAAAAGGAACCAUUUAUAAAGAACCAUAAAAGAAAUAAUAUCAAUAGUAGGAAUAAGUUUAAUCGACUUAAUGAAGUAAGACAACGCCAUAAACAAGAAGAGAUUGAAUUGAAAAGGACCAAAAUGAAUGAAAUCAAUAAUAGAAAAGAUCAAGAACGAAAAUAUCAGCAAGAUUUACAACAAUUGGAAGUAGACAUAGAUCAAUUAAUUGAAGAAGAAAAAGACAUGAAUGAUGAAGAAUUUAAUGAAGAUGAAAUGAAUGCCUACGAACGGGAAUUGGAAGAAUAUCUCAGCCAACUAACGAUAAGUAAUUAA